UUUGCGCUUUAUAGAAACAGCAGCUAUUAGGGUUUUACGUUUCCACUUCCCAACGGCUUCACAGUUUAAGCCACUUUUAGCGAGAGAGAGAGAGCGCAUAGACUCGGAGUUGGAAAAUGGUGAAGGGACGCCAAGGAGAGCGAGUCAGGCUUUAUGUCAGAGGCACAAUCUUGGGUUACAAGAGGUCGAAGUCCAACCAAUAUCCCAACACAUCACUGAUCCAGAUUGAGGGAGUCAACACCAAGGAAGAAGUUGCAUGGUAUGCUGGUAAGCGCAUGGCAUACAUCUACAAGGCCAAGGUGAAGAAGCAAGGAUCCCAUUAUCGCUGCAUUUGGGGCAAGGUCACAAGGCCUCAUGGAAACAGCGGUGUUGUCAGAGCUAAGUUCAAGUCCAACCUGCCUCCAAAGUCCAUGGGAACUCGUGUUAGAGUUUUCAUGUAUCCGAGCAACAUUUGAGUUCCUCAGGCGUUUUGGCAGGUAGCAGCGUGGGCUCGUUUGACGUCUUGUAUUACUUAUUAUAAGUUUAAAUAUCGCUUGAGUUAAGAAUGAUGGGUGGACUUUGUUGCUAAUUCCAGUCUCUGUUUUCCACCAUUUUGUUCUUGAUGCGAGUGGUUUUAUUAUCACCUUUAGGCUUUACCUCGAUUUACACAUCAAGUUCUUUGAUAUGAUGAACAAAUAUGAGGCGCGCAUUUAUUUCCUUGAUAAUUUCUUAUGUUAUAACACAAUUUCGUA
Messenger RNA from Populus trichocarpa (black cottonwood), 731 nucleotides. Its product is annotated as 60S ribosomal protein L35a-1. Gene Ontology annotation, cellular component: cytosolic large ribosomal subunit; ribosome. Gene Ontology annotation, biological process: cytoplasmic translation; ribosomal large subunit biogenesis. The transcript is spliced from 5 exons. Bases 117 to 455 code for a protein of 112 amino acids. Gene Ontology annotation, molecular function: structural constituent of ribosome. The record is from RefSeq and is a predicted model, not a curated record. NCBI's taxonomy places the organism in Eukaryota, Viridiplantae, Streptophyta, Magnoliopsida, Malpighiales, Salicaceae.